AUGCUGGUGUCCACGCGCACUGUCCAUUCGGCUGCAGCCUCUGCUGCGAGGCCGGCGAACGAGGCUGACGGCACUGCGGUUGUGGAAACUAUGGGAGCAUCACCCGUGACUACUUUGCAACCCGGCGAAAGCGCAAGCGCACCAACCGAGACGGCGACUGCCACCGGUGCAGUGGCCACUGCGGAGUCGCAGAGCACGGGGGCAGCAGGUGAUCAACAUUCUUCGCAGAGUACCACCACCGCCGCUGCAGCGACCGCAACGGAGACGAUGCCAGCAGACCAGGUAGGUGUGUGGCGGCGUGCCUGGCGAGCCUUCAAGAGCGAAGGCACGGACUUCUCCAUCUUCUACCUGCCCUUCUAUAUUGGUACAUUUGUAUUCUUCUACUUUGCAUUUUCGAUGGGGCUGAUGCGCAAGGAGGCAAUCCUCGACUACGUGCUCUCCUGGAUGGGCGACAGGGUCGACCGCGCCAAGCUGCACACCCGCAUCGCCGCGUGGAAUUCCUGGGCCAACAUGGGCUUCGCCAUCGCUAUCAACGAGUUGGUCGAGGUUGUACGCCUCCCUAUGGUGUUUGUCCUCUACUAUGUAAUGAGGCCGCACUCGAAUCACUUUGCGCGCUGGCUUGCCGGCUUCAUGCGUUGCUUGCGGCGUGGUAAGUGGACUGACGGUGCGGCGAAGGUGUAG
Messenger RNA from Leishmania mexicana MHOM/GT/2001/U1103, 681 nucleotides. RefSeq lists its product as hypothetical. Bases 1 to 681 code for a protein of 226 amino acids. NCBI's taxonomy places the organism in Eukaryota, Euglenozoa, Kinetoplastea, Trypanosomatida, Trypanosomatidae. The record is from RefSeq and is a predicted model, not a curated record. The transcript has a single exon.